AUGGCCAGAUCAAGAUCACCCGGAAGAUCUUCUAGGGAUUAUGGCCGUUUGUCUAGGGAUGCUUAUUCUUCUCGAAAUUAUAGGGACCGUGAAAGAGAACGUGAUAGAGACUACGACCGUGAUCGAGAAAGACCCUCACGCUAUGAUAGGUACUCAAACGACAGAGAUUACUAUAGAGACCGGGAUUAUGACCGGGAUUACUACAGAGACCGUGAUAGAGGCCGUGAUCGUGAUCGUGACCGUGACAGUGACCGAGAUCGAGGACGAGAUCGGGAGCGAGAACGGGAACGGAAUAAAGAACAUCCCCGAGAUUAUGCUAACUCAUCUCGGAUAUCACGCUCAAAAAGCCCUCCUAACUCGGUCCUUCUUCCGGUUACUAACUCACCAGCUCCUCCUUCUUCUCUUCCUUCAAUACCCCCGACUCCUUCAUCUAAUUCUAUACCAGUUUCUUCCACGCCACCCGCAACUUCGCCAUCAGUUGCUAGCGGUGGAUCUACUCCAGACUCUUCUACUCAAAAACUAGCUGUUGCCGAAGAAAAAAAACGUCAAAGAAUGGAGCGUUUGGCUCAAUGGAAGGCCCAAAAGGCAAAAGAACAAAAGUUAAAGGAAAGUACACCUGAAAACACAUUGGAAACUCCCUCUGCCGUCUCUUCUGUUCCUAACUCUUCUUUUAAUUCACCUGGUCCCCAAACUUCUUCUUCUUCUUCUUCGUCUAAGGAAAGUAUAAAGAAACAAGGCAUAUCAAAAAUGUUUAACGAUUCUGACUCUUCUAAUGUUUUUGAAAAACGAAAAAUUAAUGUGUUAUCACUAAACAAAAUAUCAAAACCUGUCAUGAAACCAAAAAUAGAUUUCGACAAGCCAAAAGAAGCCCCACCCAAAUCUAUAAAGGACGAAGAUGAUGACGUUGAUCCAUUAGACGCUUUUAUGAGCACAAUACAAGAAGAUAAAACAUCCGUCUCUUCACUUCCAACAUCUGUAAUGGAUGAUGAACUCAACGAUGAUGGAGACCCGGCUACAGGUGAUGCUGACGAAGAAAUGGUAAAUCCAGAAGACAUUUUGGCUCAACUAGAAAAGAAAAAGAGAAAAGAUAUACCCACAGUUGAUCAUUCUAAAAUUAAUUAUGAACCAUUCCGGAAACAAUUCUAUUUUGAAUUACCAGAAAUUUCUUCUCUUUCAUCAGAAGAAGUUGACAUGAUGCGCUUGGAACUAGACGGAAUCAAAGUUCGUGGAUCUAAAUGCCCUGCUCCAGUUUUUAAGUGGUCUCAAUUCGGACUCCCAGUUCCAGUGAUGGAAGUGAUAAACAACCUUGGUUUUGAAAAACCUACAUCAAUUCAAGCUCAAUCAUUGCCCGCUAUUAUGUCUGGUCGCGAUGUUAUUGGCGUUGCUAAAACCGGAAGUGGUAAAACAAUGGCAUUUUUAUUGCCUCUUUUUCGUCAUAUUAAAGAUCAACGUCCCCUUGCAAAGCAUGAAGGUCCAAUGGCUCUGGUAAUGACUCCCACACGAGAGCUUGCAGUUCAGAUUUUUCGCGAGUGCAAACCUUUUCUUCGUGCACUGAAUCUUCGUGCUGUUUGCGCUUAUGGUGGAUCUCCAAUUAAAGAUCAAAUUGCUGACUUAAAACGAGGCGCAGAGAUCAUUGUUUGCACUCCAGGUCGUAUGAUUGAUUUACUCGCUGCAAAUUCAGGCCGUGUUACUAAUCUUCAAAGAGUAACAUAUCUUGUUUUGGACGAAGCUGAUCGUAUGUUUGAUAUGGGAUUUGAACCACAAAUUAUGAAAAUCAUAAACAACAUUCGACCAGAUCGCCAAACUGUUCUUUUUAGUGCAACUUUUCCUCGCCAAAUGGAAAUACUAGCAAGGAAAACUUUGUCCAAGGCAAUUGAAAUUAUUGUAGGGGCAAGAAGUGUUGUUGCCCCAGAGAUCAAACAGAUUGUCGAAGUUCGACCAGAGAGCACGAAAUUUGUGAGAUUACUGGAAAUAUUGGGUGAUUUUUACAGCGAUAGUUCUCAAGAUGCUCGUGCUUUGAUUUUUGUUGACAGACAAGAAGCCGCUGAUGCGUUACUUAAAGAUUUAUUAAUUCGUGGAUAUCCAAGUUUGUCCAUUCAUGGCGGCAAAGAGCAGAUUGAUCGCGACUCGGCAUUAAGUGAUUUUCGCAAGGGAGUUGUCAAUCUUCUUAUUGCUACUUCUGUAGCAGCACGAGGUCUUGAUGUAAAGCAACUAAGGCUAGUUGUUAAUUAUGAUGCCCCAAACCAUAUGGAGGAUUAUGUUCAUCGUGUUGGUCGAACGGGACGUGCAGGAAAUACUGGCACAGCUGUCACUUUUGUCACCCCAGAAGAAGAUCGUGCAGCUGCCAACAUUGUCAAGGCUCUCAAACUUUCUAACGCAGAAGUCCCUACAGAGUUACAAGCUAUGGCUGACGUUUUUAUGGCCAAGGUUAAGGCUGGGGAAGCCAAAUUUGGCUCUGGUUUCCGAGGGAAGGGGUUGGAGAAGCUUGAUGAAGCUCGAGAUACUGCACGGAAGCGCGAGCGCAAAGCGUUUGGUGAGGAUGAAGGAGAUGAGGAAAACGAAACAAGCAGGGCAGAAACUGUUGCUGCUGUUACGACGGCAGCAACUACUCAGGCUCACGGGUUUAAUAUUGGAGCUGUUAUUGUCAACAAGGGUCAUCAUGCGAGCACUGAAGAAAAAAUGCGAAAACAACAGGUGCUCAAAGUUGGUGCUGCUCCAGAUAACCGUGGUCCUGAGACUAGUGAAUUUCACGCAACUCUUGAAAUUAAUGAUUUCCCGCAGAAAGCACGCUGGGCUGUCACAAACAAUGCAAACAUUUGCAAAAUUAUUGAAGAAACGUCGACUUCAAUUACCACAAAGGGAAUAUUUUAUCCUGCGGGUAAGUCUCCAGCCGAAGGAGAGGAACCCAAGCUGUAUAUUUUAAUUGAAGGUCAGUCAGAUGUAUCGGUGUCCAAUGCUCAUAAAGCAUUAGUGGAUCUGUUGGUAUCCGGUAUAGAACAGGCCAAAAAUACAGAGACCCGCGGUCGUUAUACAGUUUGA
This is a messenger RNA of Magnusiomyces paraingens, 3039 nucleotides long. RefSeq lists its product as uncharacterized. The coding region runs from base 1 to 3039 and encodes 1012 amino acids. Lineage: Eukaryota; Fungi; Ascomycota; Dipodascomycetes; Dipodascales; Dipodascaceae. Gene Ontology annotation, biological process: mRNA splicing, via spliceosome. The transcript is spliced from 2 exons. Gene Ontology annotation, molecular function: ATP binding; RNA helicase activity; nucleic acid binding. Gene Ontology annotation, cellular component: nucleus. The record is from RefSeq and is a predicted model, not a curated record.